This is a messenger RNA of Thunnus maccoyii (southern bluefin tuna), 4719 nucleotides long. RefSeq names its product zinc fingers and homeoboxes protein 2-like. The record is from RefSeq and is a predicted model, not a curated record. Gene Ontology annotation, biological process: regulation of transcription by RNA polymerase II. Bases 1223 to 4396 code for a protein of 1057 amino acids. NCBI's taxonomy places the organism in Eukaryota, Metazoa, Chordata, Actinopteri, Scombriformes, Scombridae. Gene Ontology annotation, molecular function: DNA binding; DNA-binding transcription factor activity, RNA polymerase II-specific. The transcript is spliced from 6 exons. Gene Ontology annotation, cellular component: nucleus.
AGCCAUCCGAGCUGUAAAUCAUGAAACAGCAGACGGGUGCAGAUCAGAGCUGCAGGAGGGGGACAGGGGUGCAUGGCUGCAACAUGCCUGCGCCUCUCCACCGCAACCCGACCAGCCGUGCCAGCGUCCGGCAGCGCCAUAAUCAAACUUUUCUGUACAUUUGCACGUCACCUGGACGCGAAACAUAAAUUUGGCAUCCUAUGCAAAUAUAUGCUGACGUAAAAGAUCAUGUGGUUUUUGUCGUCGAUCCCCCCUAUGAGCAACGAGGAGGCUUUUUUUUCUCCUCUCUACUGUUGUCUUUAGGUUAGCUAUGCUACAAUCUUUACUGUACCCAGCGCUAGCUAUAUGCGCCCCGCACCGCACCACUCUGGAUAUCUGGGAAUAAUCAACUUCCAGUCUGUCGCACCCUGCACCCAGAGACUACACACAGUUUCCCACAGUUCCCUGCUUCACCUAUUGAACCCAGCCACCAGCCCAGGAAUGGAGCAGGGGGAACGGCAGGAAUGUGGCUCCCAGUCCGAGCCAAAAACACAAAACAAGGAAGGCAGACCUCGAACGCCCCGCCUGCGGGGAGCCUGAGCCACAUUUCCAUUGGCUGACCGCUGUAGGCUGACCAACAAUCCCCCGUCCCCAUUGGCUGCUUCUCCGUCUUCACUCCCUGCUGCUGUCUGGCCUAUCAGAGCGCUCUCAUGCUGUUAAAGUUCAACAGGAGAUUACCCAGAGUGCCGCUGGCCUGAGGAUCAUCCAGAAAGGAGAAAGAAGAAGAAGAAGAGUGACGGAGCGUGAAGAUCGAGGACGACGCGACAGCGACAGGAGGAGGUGGAGCCUCAGGAAAAAAAAGUCCCUCCCCCUCUCACCGGUGAAGCCCCUCCCCCUCUGAGGAAGUGCACUUGAGCGCCGCUGCUGUCUGUGAUGCCCUCCCAUGACGCCCAGGUCGGGAGCUGACACUGCCAGUGAGCGGGAGACGCCACUGCACAACCGGUCCUGGGCCAGCGCCGUCAGCCGGUUCUCGCCCUCCCUCUCACACGCUGGAGACUCCACCUCCACCCGCCUUCCAGUAUCCACAAUCAUCAGCUCCGAUCCACCUCAGUAAGGCCCCCUUGAAAACCGACACGCUGACGUCCUCGGCCAGCACCAGCAGCAGCAGCCAAAAACCACAAUAUCUUCAGCGCAAUCAGCAACACCAGCACCACCAAAAUCACCAGCAGCAGCAGCAGCCAUCAUGUCCAGUCGUAGAAAGUCCUCCACCCCUUGCAUGGUCCGGGUCAUCAGCGACCCGCCAGAAGAGCAAGAUGACCCGGGGGAGGUGAUGGACAUGGAAGUGUUGGCAGACAACAAUGUGACAGAAAAAGAACAGUCUGAACCAUCUGAAUCUGCAGAGAAGAGUGAAGACCCCCAGCAGGAGAAUCCAGACCAGCAAACAUUUUCAAAACCAGUGGAAACCCAGAAUCCUGAGCCAUUAGAUCAAGAGGAGCAGUUGGGUAAAGAAGACCGGCCCCCUGUCAUUGAAGAUGUAGAAGCCAGAGAGGAGAAGGACAGGGAAAUGGUCGAAUCUGACCCAGAAUCCCAGAAAAAGCAGCCCAGGGGCUACGAGUGUAAAUACUGCCCGUUUUCAACGCAGAACCUGAAUGACUUUAAAGAGCAUGUGGACUCCAGCCACCCUAAUGUCAUUCUCAAUCCGUUGUACCUCUGUGCUGUCUGCAACUUCAACACCAAGAAGUUUGACUCGCUCACAGAGCACAAUGAGAGCCAGCACCCUGGUGAGACAAACUUCAAGUUCAAGAGGAUAAAAAAGAACAAUCAGACUAUCUUGGAGCAGACAAUCGAAGGCAAGGACAAUUCAGUUGAAUGCGAAAUGACAAAUGAACAGGGUGAAGGCAACAGCAACAGUUCUGUGUUUCCACCUUGCAUAUCAACCACGGUGAAAACUCCGGACGCUAUCAAGUCGCUCUAUCAAGGGAGCGAACUGAAAAGCCAGCUGGAUGGCCUGAUCCAGAAGGAUCAAAUCACAGCAGUGAACAUCAACGGAACAGUCAUCAUCCCUGAACCCACCAUCCUCCAAGGGCUUUCCCAUGUCACUCCAAUGCUCCAGCGCCCACCCAACUUUAACUCUGUACCAAAAAUAGCCGUUCCUUUGAACACCACCAAAUAUAACCCUUCCCUUGACGACAACCUGACAUUGAUCACCUCCUUCAACAAGUUUCCUUACCCGACUCAUGCUGAAUUGUCAUGGCUGACAGCUGCCUCCAAGCACCCGGAGGAACAGAUCAAAGUCUGGUUCACCACCCAGCGGCUGAAGCAAGGCAUCACCUGGUCACCGGAGGAGGUGGAGGAAGCCAGGAAGAAGAUGUUCAACGGCUCCAUCCCUCCUGCCCAUCACACAUUCACCGUCCUGCCUACAAGCCCUGUCUCUGAGCCGUUUGCCAAAGCCUCCCAGCAGCCCAUUGUCCACACCACAGUGGAGCAUCCAACUCGUGUCCGGACAGUCACGUCCAAUGGGUUUAGUAUAGUCACCACCACAAACUCUCCCGCGGGAGUCGCCAUUGGCUCCAACCACUCCCUUAAACGAUCCCUGUCAACACACCUAGCAACAGUGUUCGGCCCGGAGUCUAAGCGACCAGUCAUGGCAGUCGCCCCCCAUUCUGGUGACCCUAAAGAUAAGGGCCUCAUGGCUCCACCUCCACCUCCUCCCCCUCAGAAAGACCGCCACCCAAUGGCUCCACCUCCUGUUCCUAUGGAGAUGAAGAGAUCUGUAGCAGUUCCUCUGGUCACCACAGAGAUGAAGAGGUCAUCCGCUGCUGUGCCUUUAAUGCCACCACCAUCGUCGUCGUUAUCACAAUCUUCAUUGUCCAAAGGGAAGUUUCCCUCAACGUUAGGAAACCCCAAAACCAAGCCGUUGGUGUCACUGCCCUCCAUAGUCUUUCCAGAGUCCUUAACAAGGCCAUUGAUAGUUCCACCACCUAUCUUUGCCCCAUCCUUUAAAAACUCAUUACUUAUCCCUCGAACUUCGUCCACCACUUCCAAAGAAAAGCACCCCAAUACCCACACUUUGCCAGCUGCUGAUUUGAAGCUGCCCAACUCCCCUCCUCUCAUUACCCCACAGAUAAGGAGGCCGCCCAUCAUCCAAUCCAUUCGCACUCCAGCUAAAGCCCCGCCCCAGAUUCCAGGGUUCCCCUUGCAUAGCAAGAAACUAAAAGAGCAGCAAGGUAUGGAGCUGAAAGCCAGCUACCCCAGAGGAGACAAGGUACUCACUCCUCUGGCAGAAGCCAACGGGACAUCUCGCACAGAUGGCAAAUGGUCCAGUGAUCAGAUCUCUCUUGUUCACAACAAUGGAGUCAUACAUUUGGAUGGUGGUGAGCCACCAGCGCUGCUGAAACCAGAUUUUCAGCAAAAGUCUUCGGUGCUGACCCAGUUCCCCCUGCUGGAGAGAAUGAAAGGAAAGACAGCGGAACAGCUGAAGAUCUUGGAGGAGAACUUCUUGAGGAACAGCUUUCCCACACAUAGCGAUGUGGACAAUCUGGCAGCCUCCACCCGCCUGUCUCACCAGGAAAUCGAGAGCUGGUUCGUGGAGCGCCGUGCACUCCGCGACAACCUUGAACUGGCCCUGCUCAACUCUAUGGGCACUAAGAGGAUGGGCGCUGGUGGCAUCGCUGCCAUAGCUGAGAAACGACUACAUCAGCAGCAACAGCAACACCAAACUCUACAGCUGAAUGGGAUUCACAAACCAAGCACCGGUGUGGGCCAUCUCAAAAGCCCUCCUCCUCCUUCACAUACCCUGCCCAUCAUUGCUUCCUCCGUCCCCAACCCAAAUUCCUGCUCAGUGCCUCCAGACAGCCGAUCCCUGGCGCUCCUCAAGGACGACUUUGCUCAAACACGGUGGCCUUCCCCUGAGGAGUUCAGCCAACUUGAGGGUCGGACAGGACUGGCGCGCGCCGACCUCGCCCGCUGGUUCAACGACAGCCGGUCAGCACUGCAGAGCGGCAGCAUGGAGCUGAAAGAACUUUUUCACAACAAUGGAGUGAAUGGAGGGCAGGGGCCGCCUGUGUGCUCCCCCAAAAAUACUCCCUUAAGCCUCAUCCAGCACUGUCAGGAAGGAGCUGUAACAAACAACAACAACAGCAGUAAGGUGCUGGAGGUUGAGUUGGGCUGGCUGAUGGAGCAGCGCGCUAACAGCCUCAGUCAGCACGAUGAGCUCCAAGACCGGUUUGCCGGCAGACUGAGGCAGCAGAACGCGGUGGAGCUGAAGAACGGGGGUCAGAACGGGGGAGUGGUGGGAGCGGCGCGGGAGGUGUUCGGGAGCUGGCUGGAGGACGGACACUCGAGGAGAGGACGCGAGCUGCUCCUGGACAGAGACAAGAAGAUGGUGGAGGACACGUCCGGGAGGCUGACUGGAUAAACGGUGCGAAUAGGAUUUCCCACCAUCGCCGCCGCCGCCGCCGCUGCUGCUGCUGCUGCUGCUGCUGCUGGAAACAUACAGGAGGAAGGAAAAAAAAAAACGAGGUGGACGGAGAAUAGAGUAACAAAAGAAGAGUUUUUUUUAACUAUCAGAUAUUGUUUUUUUUUCUCCCUUUUUUUUUUUUUUUUUUUUUUUUUUUUUUUACUGAUUUUUAUCUCUUGAUUGUCGCAUCCCAGAUCACGCACAACAUCCUCCUCCGUCAUGUCGGAGGUAAUCUCGUCAGCGUGCUCGACCUGAAGUGACCCCCCCCCCCCCCCCCCCCC